UGUUGUUCAAAAUGGCGACGACGCCAAAGAAGGAAUCGGAAAUAGAUUGUUGUAUUUGUUUAUCGCAAAAUACUCGUACAUUUAAAUUAAAAGGAAGGAAGCUUUCAUCAGAAAAGUUUGAGAGAGAGUUGAGCCUACUUUUACAGGAUGAUUAUUUGGUCUCGAAACUGAAAUGUGCAGAUGCUGGUAUAUGCCGCAACUGUCACAACAAGGUAAAAGGUACAUUUGAUUUCAUUCAGCAAGUGAGGUCUUCAUGCAUGUCGUUUUUAAAUGAACCUUUUCAUGUAAAAGGAACGAUGCCUUCCCCUCUUACUCCGAAAAGUAUUCAGGGGUGUAAAACUGUGAACCCUACUACCGUCAGUACCGACACAGUACAUGUAGUUCAACCAAAGUCUAGAAAACGACUAAAAGUUACGUUCGAAAACUCAGCAGUGAAAUGUCAAAAUACACCUCCAUCUCACGAUAUAACUGUACAUUCUCUGCCUACAGUGUCAUUCGAGCAUGGCUAUGCUGCUGUGAAUCCAGAUAUAAAAAUGGAAAAUGUUGACCCUGCAUUUCAACUGUUAAAAUCUACAUGGGAAAGUCUUACAAGUGACAAAGAAAAUGAAGUUCCAUCAGUUCUUGGAAAUUCUUCUGCCAAUUUUUUUCAUGAAUUAAGAAAUCAGUCCAGAUCGCUGAUGUCAAGAACAACAAUGCUUGCUUCGGUAUUAUUUAAGUACAGAGAAGCUAACUCUUUGGUGGAAAAUGCAGACCUCCUUUUUCAAGAUGAUAUAUCAGAGAUGAAAAACAGGAUGCCACAUUUAUUAGAAGCUAUGUGUUGUGUAGCUGUUCCUGUGAAUGGAAAGUUAUCACCAUCUAUAAUUCCAGUUCUUGCGACAUGCUAUAGUAUUUUGAUGAAACAUAAGUAUUCCAACUUAUCAGCUUUCCACAGACUUGCCAGUGCAAUUGCAGUUGAAGGGGGACUGAAUGAUACAUUGAUUCAAUUUUGAGUGCAUGUUGACUUAUCACAGGAUGGAUCUACCCAUUAAAAUGCUGAAAUACAAAGACUUUGG
Saccostrea echinata is the source of this 1052-nucleotide messenger RNA. RefSeq lists its product as uncharacterized. The transcript has 3 exons. Bases 12 to 989 code for a protein of 325 amino acids. Lineage: Eukaryota; Metazoa; Mollusca; Bivalvia; Ostreida; Ostreidae. The record is from RefSeq and is a predicted model, not a curated record.